Sinocyclocheilus grahami is the source of this 2662-nucleotide messenger RNA. Its product is annotated as zinc finger protein ZFPM1-like. Lineage: Eukaryota; Metazoa; Chordata; Actinopteri; Cypriniformes; Cyprinidae. The transcript has 9 exons. Gene Ontology annotation, biological process: erythrocyte differentiation; negative regulation of transcription by RNA polymerase II; megakaryocyte differentiation. The record is from RefSeq and is a predicted model, not a curated record. Gene Ontology annotation, molecular function: RNA polymerase II-specific DNA-binding transcription factor binding. Gene Ontology annotation, cellular component: nucleus. Bases 356 to 2662 code for a protein of 768 amino acids.
CAUGUGUCGAUCGAGCCCUGUUGAGAACUGCGCUCCCUCUGUGCUUCACCGGAGUAGACAUAAACAAAUCAUUCAAAGCUAAAGGUUUAGUUUUCUACAGUAUCAUAUGCGCUGUCAUCGGCAGAGUUUUCUGUGGCUAACGGAGAGGAUAGAUUCGCUCCUCUGGGAAGACGUCGAAAAGUAACUAAGCCUCAUUCGGCUACAGGUAGCACUUUCGGCUCUGAAUAUCAAAGUGCAGGUCAUGCGGGUGUCUUCGGACGGGCAGAGAACUGUGAUCCAGUGCUGCUGUUACUGCUAGUGACUCCGGUGGACUGAUCGCUUUUGCCGCAAGCUGAGCAGGAACGACGGAAUAAGCAUGUCUCGAAGAAAGCAGAGCAAACCCCGGCAGAUCAAACGCUCUAUUGGGGAUCUUAAUGGAGGUGAGGAUCCAUCUGAUGAUGUAAGCAUGUCAGGAGAGGAGGGCGGAGCUUCAGACCAGGAGGACUCUGCAGAGUGUGACAGUUCAAGUCCACCUUCCUUUACACCACUUUAUAACGAAGAGCCAAGAACGCACGAGUCCAUUUCGGUGCCGAAUGAAGGUGGGGAAGAUGAGAAAGGAACGAAACACUGUGCAGAAGAUGAGGAGGAAGAAGGGGCAGAUGGGGAAGGGGAACGCCAGUGGAACGGCCCAGACGAUCUUAUGCUAAGUGGCAGUGCUGAUGACUUCAAGGUCCUGGCCCUCAGAGACCUGUCAGAUGACACAGUGUGGGGUCCGUUUUCUGGCAGCAUCCAAUCAGGCAAGACCACAGAUGGACCUGCCAAUGAGAGGCCUGUAUUGUCUAUGAAGUGUGAGGAGGCAGACUGCUGGCUCAAAAGGAUUCCUGUGACCUCAAGCCCCACAGAGUCAAACUGCACCAUCUACAAUCAGGGAGGAGCGUUAUUCUGUAAGCUGACGCAGGAGCUGUCCAGUGGAGAUGCACUUCUGGCAACGCUGUCCUGCUCCACCACAGAUCAGUCAGCGGUGACUCAGACCCAGAGCUUGCGGGUGAAGGAGGAGCCUGCGUACCCCGCUGCUCUACACUCUGAGAUCCAGCUCCUCCCUCAACAGGCUGGCAUGGCUGCCAUCUUAGCAACUGCUGUCGUAAAUAAAGACAUUUUCCCUUGCAAAGACUGUGGGAUCUGGUACAGAAGUGAGAGAAAUCUCCAGGCCCAUCUUAUGUACUACUGCGCAAGCCGACAGAAGCAGCAGACCUCGCCCUCUCCUCCACAGGACAAGCCUAAAGAUUCGUACCCUAACGAGAGGAUGUGUUCAUUCCCGCAGUGUAACAAAAGCUGCCCCAGUGUCAGCUCUCUGGAGAUCCACAUGAGAACACACAGUGGAGAGCGUCCGUUUGUGUGUUUGAUUUGCCUGUCGGCUUUCACCACUAAGGCGAACUGUGAGCGGCACUUGAAGGUUCACACAGACUCGCUGAAUGGUGUGUGUCACGGCUGUGGUUUCAUCUCCACAACGCAAGACAUCCUGUAUAGCCACCUGGUCACCAGUCACAUGGUUUGCCAGCCUGGCUCUCACAGUGAGGUGUACUCACCCAAACCGCCUCUGGCUGCAGGCUUGAGUCCAGGAGACACUGGCAUUGUUCUGAAAUGUCAAGUGUGCGGCUACUCUGCUGACACACCUGCCCUACUCCAGCAGCAUGUCCACACACACCUGGAAGUGAGGGUUCCGGCUGAGAGGAGCCCUGCACCUCGCCAGAGCAGUCCUCCUUCCUCUGAGCUUCCAGAGCUGCAAGAGACGGAGCCUGCUGCCUGCGUGCCCCGACCGGACUCCUCCAGUCCAGGAGCCAAUGGGAGCUCAGCCUCUCAAGGCUGCAGUCCCCUCAACCAACUCAAUAUCAAAGAGGAGCCACGUUCAGACAAUGAAAAUGAUGCAAAGGAAGAAGAGCAGGUGUGUAGUCCUGAAGGAAAUGCUGUGAAGGCAAGCUCAUUGCUGUCUACUUCACCUAAGAGCCCCACAGUGGUGGCGGUUAAGACGGAGCCAGCCAGUCCCACUCCAAGUUCCAGUCCCGUACACCCUGGAAUGGGCGGUUCGGUUCUCCCUGGAGGUACAAUGUUUCUACCACAGUACAUGUUCAAUUCCGAGGCUGCCAUAAUGCCACAAGCGUCUGAGAUCCUGGCUAAGAUGUCUGAGAUGGUACACAGUAGGCUUAAACAGGGACAAGGACCAGCAGCUGGACAGCAGAGCCUCUACCCACCAGGUUCUCCUGCUAGCGUUCACAAAGGAACCACUUGCUUUGAAUGUGACAUCACCUUCAACAACAUCAACAACUUCUAUGUCCACAAGAGGCUUUACUGCUCCAGCAGGCAUCAGCAAGGUGAGGCAGCAGGCCUGAUGAAGGAAGGGGCGGUCACAGCAGCUGCUCCUCCUGCUGCUCAUGCUGCUUCACCCCAGGCCAGACCGGUCAGCCGCGCGGCUUCGGCCUCUCCUAGCUACCCUGACCCUGCUCCAGGAGGCACGGCCUUAGAGCCCAAGUUAGUGGAGGUGAAAACUGAGGAUCCAGGGCUGAAAGAGGCCACCUGCUCAUCAUCCUCGGAGGGAGAGGGACCUGGGGGAGGGCAGGCCAGUGAGGGUAGCCAAAGUCCUAGUGGCUCCGCUGAAGACCCAUUUGGGGUUAAUUCUGACCCCUAG